Molecule: messenger RNA, 1755 nt
Organism: Prunus armeniaca (apricot)
Lineage: Eukaryota; Viridiplantae; Streptophyta; Magnoliopsida; Rosales; Rosaceae
Source: the annotation of a GenBank genome assembly
AUGCCUUGGAUUGGCAUGUAUGUAGCAGCAGCAUCCUUUGCCUGCCUAAUUGCAAUGGCAGCAGAUAUAAUCCUCGGCUUCCGGCACCAUAAACUCUGGUUCCCUUGCAAGUUCUUCUCCAUCAAUGCCACAUCUCUGACCUUGAUAGGUGUGGCAAUGAAAUUGUCAGUGGAUCUAAACACUCCCAUGCCCAACCGCCAAGAUCAGCUCGCAAAGCUCAGCAGCUCUGUCUUGAUCUGCACAGCAAUGGGAAACUCCAUGCCUUCUCUUGGAGCCAUGGAGAAUGAAGAGAUGUUCAUGAAUGUAAUUGCUUUGGGAAUUUUAGUCAUUACCCUUAUUGUCAACAUCUGCAUCCAAUUAGCCACUGGAGCAAUCUUUGUGUUCUGGAAGGAGCAUGCUUCAAUUAUUUUCAUCAUGCUUGUUUUGCUCCUCAUGUUGAUUUUCUCUGCUUUAUCUGUUCCUACCACCAAAAAUUAUUUAGAAAAAGGGUACAAGAAAAGGUUCCAGUUGUCUCAUGCAGAAUGCAAAAAUGGAAGUUUCAGAAGAGAGGUCUCCAGACUCAAGGAGAUAUUGACUAAAAUCUGGGUGAUGGCUCACACCUCUAGCCCCCAAUUUGUGAUGGGCCGUUCGGUGACAUGCACUGCUUCUGGAGCUUUCUGUCUUUUUGGUGCCAUGAUUUUGGCAGAAGCCAUGCUUAGAACAUACUUGAUGCCCUGGUCGAUAAAGUUUUGCACCGGCGAAUCAGACUACAAAUUGACAACCACUUUGAUCCUAUUUACACAGGCUAUUGCAGUAGGAGUUGGUACCAUUGCUCCAGCAUUUAGAUGGUUCAUGGCGAUAAAUUUCAAGUGCCCGAUAAGAGGAAACAUGAGCUGCAAAAAGGAAUUUGAAAUUGAAAGGUACUGGGUUCAGGGACUGAUGGAGUUGCAGAAGUGUCCUUUAAACUUUAGAAUCCAAAACAGGCACUGCAGGAAACUUGCUCAUCAAGCAAGGAACAAGCUCUUGGACUUAUGUAUUGCAAUGCAGAAGGGGAUUGUCCUAUUGAGUAAAGUGAUCCGAUUCAUUUCCAUUUUCUUUGUAAGUCGGUUCUUUUUACUCCACGACAUCUUCAAACAGUGGAAGAUCAAGAAGUUUGAAUUCGACACUGGACCAGAGUUACAACAAAACCGAAGGCAAGAUCUUAGCGAUUACGUUUUGUAUCUUCAAGGUGAGGAUGCAUUGGUUCAUUUCAUGAUGAAUACAAAUUGCGAUGCUACUAAUCAUUGGAUUCAGAAAGGAAAGAAAGAAGAGCCCAAAUAUCUCAUCAAGCUCUUGGAGAACUCAACAGCCUCACAAGGAUUCAAAGGAGUGGCAGAGUUUGACAGUGACCAAGUUCCCUCUCUAGACUGUGAAGAGCCUCCAAAUUGUUGGGCUCUUCCUGUUGUGACACUAACAAGUAUUGCUGUUGCACUUCCAAACAUCAGCAGUGGUUCAAUGAAAAAUCUGAUGCACGGCGUAAACGAGGGGCUCACGUACAUGAAUCUCAUUGAGAAGCAGCUGGAUAGCAAAGGAGAUCUUGCCAACAUCAGAAAGGCAGCAGAUAUUGUGUGGCUAAAAGUUGAUCUAUAUCACACAUGGCUAGAUGUGGAUCUUGGGAAAGUGUCACUUCAGGGAAAGAGCCCAAAGGAAACACUUGAAGGACUUUCAGAAACAGCAAAAUCCAUAUUUGAAGAAUCUAAAAAGAAGCAAAUUAAGUAUGCCAAACCCUUCUGCUAA